AGACAUUUCCCAAGCACCACGCUGUGCCAGCCCGGGUCCCAGACGCUGGAGAUACUGUGGAGAAAAGAAUGUGGCCGCUGUCCUCGGCGGUCUCGGAGGGAGACGCGGACUUGAGAAGCCCGGUUCUGGAGCAGGACAAGAUGUGCAAUGAUUUGUGCCGAAGCCCAGAGAGUCUGGCAGAAGCUGGGUGAUGUGCAGGAAAUAUUUCACAAGAGGCAAGUGAGUCUCCUGAAACUGGCAGCCAAACAGACUCGCCCAGUGCAGCCGGUGGCCCCCCAUCCUGAGUCCUCCCCAAAGUGGGUGUCACCGAAAGCCAGCCAGCGCUCUGCCUUGGCUCCUGCUCAGAAAACCCCCGAGGAACCUUACACAGAGACAGCUUCGCACGCCAUUGAAAAGGAAGAGGCCGAGACUGAAGCUGAAGUCAAGAAUGAAGACGCGCUUGGAAGUGGUCCCAGCAGGGAGAACCCUGAGGUGGAGCGGAGUGAUUCCGAGGAAGGCCUCCCCCCUGCCAGGCGCAUUAUCCGCGACUUGCUUGAGACCGAAGAGAUUUAUAUUAAAGAAAUUAAGAGCAUAAUUGAUGGGUAUAUCACUCCAAUGGAUUUUAUCUGGCUAAAGCAUCUGAUUCCAGAUGUUCUUCAGAAUAACAAGGAUCUCCUGUUUGGGAACAUUGCAGAGCUCUAUGAAUUUCACCACAGGACUUUUCUUAAAGAGUUGGAAAAGUGCGCUGAAAACCCAGAAGCCCUGGCGCAUUGUUUUCUCAAGCAAAAAGAAGAUCUUCAGAUAUAUUUCAAAUACCAUGAGAACCUGCCCCGAGCUAAGGCGAUCUGGGAAGAGUGUCAAGACUGUGCCUACUUUGGGGUGUGCCAACGCCAACUGGAUCACAGCCUUCCUCUUUUCAAGUACCUCAGAAGACCGAGCCAGAGACUCAGAAAAUACCAGACGCUGCUGAAGAGUCUGCUGGAUCUAGAGCCUGCUGAAGAUUUGGAGAUAGACACGGGUGACUUGGAUGGAAGCCACACUGAGAAUGGGCCAAAGAGGACCAAGGACUCCGCAUUUUCAGCUGAGCUACAGCGAGCCCUGGAGGUGGUAGAGGCUCUGAUCCAGUCCUGCGAGUUGGCGCUGGGCCUCGCCGCGGUCGCCGGGUGUCCGGCCGACAUUGGAAACCUGGGCCAGCUCUUGCUGCACGGCCCUUUCAGCGUCUGGACAGUUCACAAGGAGCGUUACAAAAUGAAGGACUUCAUGCGAUUUAAGCCCAGCCAGAGGCGGAUCUACCUAUUUGAAAGGGGUCUCGUGUUCUGUAAGGUCCGAAUGGAGCCCGGCGGCCAGGGGCUCCCUGCUCAGUACAGCUUCAAGAAGUGUCUGAAGUUGACGACACUUUUAAUUCGCCAACUUGGAAGGGGAAGCAGCAAAAAAUUUGAAAUUGCCAACAAAAAUGGAUUGGAGAAAUACAUCCUACAGGCAGCUUCAAAGGAAAUCCGAGAUUGUUGGUUUUCAGAACUAAGUAAAUUAUUGAUGACACAGCAGGACAGUGUUAAAGAGAAGGUCCACUGAAGAAGGGGUACCAAAUGGACCAGACCGCCUGGAUGACGUGGUGGCCAGCCAGCUUCCUCCUCGGCACCCCAGUGCCUGCACCGGGGCUCGCACACGGAGAGGCCGUGGUAGCAGAACCAGGCCUAGGCCUGGGCUUUUGCCAUCAAGACUGAGUGAGCUGCCCCCACCGGUGAAUACCCAGCCUCCCGCAGAGAUCAGUGGUGAACUCCAGUUUGGUCCUGUCACUUGAGGAGACAGUUGAUUCCAACAGGCCUCUCCAGACUAGGGAGUACAGUGUGAUCAAUCACACGACAUUGCUUUCACCGGUGGCAAAAGAGGAAGGGCUGUGGACAGAUGGCCGCAGGGCCCACUGGUCCCACGCUCCACUCAGAGCUGCCAGCCUGCCGGGCAGUGCAUGGCCUCUUGAGCGGGGGCAGAGCGGCAGUCACUGUGGAGGUGCCAUUGGGAGGGCGGGUGCUGUCCUGCAGGGCACCGAAGGCCAUGGGCUGGGGGUCUGUCCUGCAGGGCACCGAGGGCCAUGGCAGCAGGCAGUGUGUGUCUAUCUGGGGACCAAGAAGUCGAGCAACUGUGGCCUUGGUCAUCAUCAGUGAGCAAAUAAUUGAAUGCUUAGGGGUGAUUCUCUUGGCCAAAGACAGGUCUGCGGAUGAAAUAGACACUUCAGCUACGGAUCAGUCUAGAUAUCUGUCCUACACUGUCAGCUACCCAGCAAAUACCCUGACCCAGCCUGGUACCC
Messenger RNA from Tupaia belangeri chinensis (Chinese tree shrew), 2284 nucleotides. It is a transcript of the gene MCF2L2, whose product is annotated as MCF.2 cell line derived transforming sequence-like 2. The transcript has 15 exons. The record is from RefSeq and is a predicted model, not a curated record. Gene Ontology annotation, cellular component: cytoplasm. Gene Ontology annotation, molecular function: guanyl-nucleotide exchange factor activity. Bases 148 to 1551 code for a protein of 467 amino acids. NCBI's taxonomy places the organism in Eukaryota, Metazoa, Chordata, Mammalia, Scandentia, Tupaiidae.